AUGCCGGCAUGUGACUUACUGCUCAAUCUUGCAAGCAGAAUUGACACCGACCAAAAAUGCAAGUUCAACAUAAAUCGGGCCUCCGUGAUGGAUGGAGCUGUACGUGGCUUCAAGAAAUUAUCCUACAAUCCAAACUACAGGAUGUCAAUCAAGUUUUCUGACGCCAUGGGCAGAGAAGAAGAGGCUGUGGACUUGGGCGGUCCCAGAAGAGAGUUCUUGAGACUACUCUUUGAAGCCAUGGCAGUUUCAUCUAUGUUUGAAGGAAAGGAGGGGAAACUGAAUUUGGCUCUUGAUAGUGCAGCUCUGAGAGAGGACAGGUAUUUCAUUGCCGGCAGAGCAAUUGCUGUGAGCCUUGUGCAUGGUGGUCCUAGUCCUGGAUUCCUCUCUCCAACUCUUUUUUCCUGCCUCGUUGGUGGCCCAGAGUCAGCCAAGCUUGUCUUGUAAGACAUUUCUGAUACUGACCUACAUGACAAGGUCAAAAAGGUAAUUGUGCAGAUUGUUGAUGACCUGAAACGGGCUACAGCGCCACUACUGGACCACUUGGCAAAUGCAGGCUGUGUCAGGCCACUGACGAGCAUAGAGGACAGGGAUUUGCUUGUUCAGGACAUCCUCAUGUUUCAAGUGAUCUACAGGGUCCGUGGACCAUUUGAAAGAUUCAGGGAAGGAAUGAGGACACUUGUCGUGUUAGAUGUGAUCCAACAGCACCCAGAGAGCUUCCGUCCUUUUCUCUGCCAUGAGCCACAUACACUCACUGCUGACAUAUUGGAGGAUCUCUUCCAUAUUCGAUCUUCUGAACGAGGAACAAACAAGAGAGCAGCUGAAGAGACCGUCAUUCCCUUCUGGAGGGACUAUUUGCAGGAGGUAGAAGAGGCACAAGGAUCAUCUAAGCUUCAGAAAAUCCUGGCCUGCACUGGAGCCAGUGAGAUCCCUCCGAUCGGUUUCUCCCCCGAGCCAUCCAUCACUUUUCUUCAUGAAUUGCUCGAGUCAAGGUUGCCACUGACCAAUACUUGCAUCAACUGCCUCAGGUUGCCUUUACAUACCUCCUACCAAGCCUUCACAAACAGUAUGGACUUUGCAAUAGGGAACACACUGGUUCUGGGUUGA
This is a messenger RNA of Lampris incognitus (smalleye Pacific opah), 1104 nucleotides long. RefSeq names its product G2/M phase-specific E3 ubiquitin-protein ligase-like. NCBI's taxonomy places the organism in Eukaryota, Metazoa, Chordata, Actinopteri, Lampriformes, Lampridae. The record is from RefSeq and is a predicted model, not a curated record. Gene Ontology annotation, cellular component: nucleus. Gene Ontology annotation, molecular function: ubiquitin-protein transferase activity.